UUGGCGAGGGUUCGCGCAUGCUCACAGCGAGCCUGAGGUGUUUUAUCAAAAUAAUAAAUUCUCAAAAGGUGUUAGUGAUGUAAGGACGUGUCACGCCGCCGGAAAACCGGCGUGCGUUUAUCAUGACUACAUAGUAGCCCCUCGUUAUUAAAUAUACGAUUUAAAGUAGAAUUAUAUAACAAGUUGAUAGUUUGGUGUCAAUUGUUGUUGUGUAUAUCGAUUAUAAGUAGUAAAUAAAGUUUUUAGCUGAAUCUGUUAGCAGUAUAUCCAAUCAGCAUCAACCAUGCCGGACUGGACGUGGCUACUCCUGGCCGCGCUUUUCGGAGCGGUGUCGGCGCUGGCGGUGCCGCUGGCUUUCCUCUUCUACAUCUUCAGGCCCUUUGUGAAGGAUAACCGCCAGGAGGACAAGGUCUGCACGCCGAUUACACUGCCACCGGAAAUUCUGAAUGAGUUGAGCCGAGGAGCUGGUUGUACCCCAGAGGGCGCUCUGAACGCGAUGCUGCAGUUCAUCUUCCAGCAAAGCACGGCCGACACUCGUUGGCUGCGUCGGCGCAUGGCCACGGAACUGGCGGAGCUUCUGGCCAAGACUUCCUCAGGGAAGAUCUUUGAGUCCCUUACUCUCCGCUCCUUGGAAGUGGGUUCAGAGUUUCCCAUCAUCACGAACAUGCGUCUUCUAAGCGGGGAGUUGGAAGAUGAUGGAGCACGUCUGAGGUCGCUGGACCUUCGGUUCGACCUGGCCUAUGACGGCAACUUCAGGAUCGAUGUGGACGCUGUUAUGCUGCUGGGAAAAAUCGCAAACAUAUCUAUUACAGUGGAAAGCAUUAGCGGUACAGUGCGCAUUAUGUUCCGCCGAACGCCGUACACACAUUGGGCGCUCGCCUUCGAGUCGCCGCCCAAGCUAGAGCUACGAGUACGAGGCCGCUUCCAGGGACGCCAACUCAAGCCUCGGCUGGCUUCGUUAGUAGCAGCUCAUAUAAGGAGAGCCGUGGCGCAGAGGCACACGCUGCCUAACUACAAGAUACGCUACAAACCCUUCUUCCCCAAAUCCGAACCAGGCAGCACGGAAGGUGAAGACGGGCCGACUCCAAACGGCCGGUUGACAGUACGACUAGUUGAAGUCACGCGGCUACAAUGGCCGGGGCAAGUCGGCACUGUGCGGGCGGCCUUAGCUGUCGACUCUCAUGGAUGGGUAUCCUUACGGCGGGGUGUGUUAGUACUAGACAUAGUACUGCCAGCGGUCGCGGGGCCUCUCGGCUUGGUGUGCUGCCAAGGAGUGGGCGUGGUGCUAGUAGAUACAGUGGUACCCAUGUCGCCGGCCUACCGCGCUGAUCUGAGGAGGGAUGACGUAGUCCUGGCUAUAGACAACAAACCCAUCAACAAUGUUGCACAGGUAGGCAAACUCCUCCGCUGCGUUGAACGUCGCGCAGUUACGGUGCGCGUACGACGCGGUGGGACCAACGGUAAUGCUCGCCGAGACGACACCGCGCCGGAGCCGAGACGUGUCCGGCCCAACUUCACCUUCAGACGCGUGUCAGAAGUCAUGGAGGGGGUCAGACUUCAGGGCAUGAGGGCGGCCGCUUCUAGGAGUAAUUUACAGGAACCUGACCAAUCCCCAGCCAAAUCACCGGAACCGCCAAUUGAGACUGAACCACAAGCAAAACCCAAAACUGACCCAGCAAAACCGCCAAAAUCGACAGAGCAAACCCCCGGGAACUUCGGCCUACGCAAACGCCGAUGUUCCGUAGAAAAUAAGUCUUCCGACAGCUCUGCGGGAAGCACCCCUCCCGCCUCAGGCGCCAGCACCCCCCUCAGACAAGUGACAGCUGUCAACAAAACUGUCAAACACCCUGACAUACCCAUCAUUAGGACGGACUCAUCGGAAUGCAAGGUCACAGAGAAAGGAGACGUGUUGGACGACGAGGAACAAAUAUUUGAAACAGGCGGACCAAGGCAGUGCGAGCAUGUAGAGAUUUGUCAAAUGUUUUGGACCAAGAGUAUACCAUUGAAACCUAUCAUACCUUUCGAUGAGGAAACGGAGUUCAAACUAAAUGAGAAUCACAAGUAUUUGAAUAUAAAUGUGUGGGCCACGGUAACGGGGGAGAAAGACGAAAUUUUGUUAGGCUAUUUAAAUAUUCCACUUGCUGCUUUGCUGGCGGAGUGUCAAGACUCGACAGUGCCCCAUCAUAUGAAGAGAUACCAGUUUCUGCCUCCUGAUGUCGAUAUCAAAUUUAGCAAAAGCCACAAGCUGUCCUCCCACGCCGGCUUCGAGCCGUGCCUGUGCUUCGGCGACGCGCUAGUAUGGUGGGAGUGGGAGGGGGAGCUGCGGGGAGGGGGCGGGGCCCGCACGCGCGCCCCCCGCGACGCCCCCCCGGCGCCCCCUCAACCGACCCGCGCGGCCCAUGACUUUGUACGGACGCACUUCCACAGGUCAACGCAGUGCGACUUCUGCAAUAAGAAGAUAUGGCUGAAAGACGCGAUGCAAUGCAGAAACUGUGGUCUGUGCUGCCACAAAAAGUGCGUCGCCAAAUGCCAAGAGUCGUCGCCCUGUAUACCCAAACAGGACCGAGACAAAUCGACGAGCCUCAACUGCCCUCCUCCUGAGCUGAUCAUGACAGAAGCGGAUUCCAUUGCAGACCCUGACUCAGAUGAUGAACCAGAACGAAAAGAUUCCCUUGACGUACACGAGGAGGGUGGCGGGGCCAUGAGCGCGCUUGUGGCGGGGCUGCGACGCGCCGGCUCCGCGCACUCGCUGUCCGCGCCGAAGACUUGCUCCUCCUCGCGGUCGCUGCCACCUUCGCCGAGCCAUACGCCGAGGAAGCAGUCUCUCGAGCCGGUGGGCAACCCGUUCGCCGGGUGCGGGGCGACGUGGCUGGCGAGGGGCGGCGUGAGUGCCAUGCUGCAGCCGGCGCUGCGCAGCGCGCUGCCGCCCGACGCGCUGCUGGCGGCCGCGCGGGACUGCGCGCCUGAGCUCGCCGCCAAGCUCACGGCCAGCCAGAUACACGAGAUGCUGCAAGCGGUCCGCGAGGAGCUGUCAGCGGAUGACACGCACAGCGCCGAGGGCGAGGGCCGCGCGUGCGCGCUGACGGCGCUGAUGCUACACUGCUGUGCGGCGGCGCAGGUGGCGCAGCAGGCCGAGCCCGCGCCAACUUGAAC
This is a messenger RNA of Ostrinia furnacalis (Asian corn borer), 3153 nucleotides long. It is a transcript of the gene Pdzd8, whose product is annotated as PDZ domain containing 8. The coding region runs from base 284 to 3151 and encodes 955 amino acids. Gene Ontology annotation, cellular component: mitochondria-associated endoplasmic reticulum membrane contact site. The record is from RefSeq and is a predicted model, not a curated record. Gene Ontology annotation, biological process: mitochondrial calcium ion homeostasis. Gene Ontology annotation, molecular function: protein binding; lipid binding. The transcript has 15 exons. Lineage: Eukaryota; Metazoa; Arthropoda; Insecta; Lepidoptera; Crambidae.